GUGAGCAGCGCGGUCUUGUUUUCACGCGGUCUUGUACACGCGGUUUUUUAUGAUUAACAUGAAAAUAAAAGUCAUUCGAUUUCUAGACGUGAACAUGCUUUCAUUCGUAAUAAAUUUAAGAGGUAAACAGCUACGUUUAUUUCGAAAUUUUUAUUAUCGUUUGAUCAGAGAUUUCCGACUAUUGAACGAUCAACAGCAAAAAGCACCCGAUGGAUUCGGUAAAUUUUUUCCUAAACAAAAACCUCAACAAUCACAAAAACAACAACAACCGAAGACUCAACAACAGCAAUCUGGAGCAGAGAAACCGAAAGAAAUAGAAUUUAAAUUUUCAUUUGGUACUCGACCCGGUGGUGGUGGCGGUGGAUCAAGUGGACCGAGUCCAACCGAUACAAACAUGUGGUCAUUGAUUGGUUUCGCCGCUACUUUCACAUUGUUGAUGGGUUAUUCAUUUUUCAAAAUCCGAUAUCAUGAAAUUACUUGGAAAGAAUUCAUCAAUCAAUAUCUUCGAGGGGGAAUGGUGGAAAAACUUGAAGUUGUUAAUAAAAAAUGGGUCCGAGUGAAAUUUAUGCCUGGAGCACCUGUUUCAUCCAAUACUACACUUUGGUUCAAUAUUGGCAGUGUCGAAACAUUUGAACGAAAUUUAGAGAAUAUUCAACUCGAAAUGAAUAUUGAACCUGCCAAUUUUACGCCUGUUGUUUAUAAAAACGAAAUCGAUAGUUCCCAUGUUAUUUCGUUUUUGCCCACAGCUUUGAUCAUCGGUCUAAUAUUAUGGUCAAUGCGUAGAGCCAGUAAUGUAAUGGGUGGUGCGCGAAAAGGUGGCGGAAUUUUCGGUAUGGGUGAAUCGACUGCCAAAUUGAUAAAUCCGAAAGAUAUUCCUGUAAAAUUCAAAGAUGUGGCUGGUUGUGAAGAGGCUAAAUUGGAAAUAAUGGAAUUUGUUAAUUUUCUUAAAAAUCCAUCACGAUACACCGAAUUAGGUGCUAAAAUUCCAAAAGGCGCACUUCUAACUGGACCACCUGGUACUGGCAAAACUUUGUUGGCCAAAGCAACAGCCGGUGAAGCUAAAGUGCCUUUCAUCACUGUAUCUGGUUCCGAGUUUCUAGAAAUGUUUGUUGGUGUUGGUCCUUCACGUGUUCGAGAUAUGUUUGCAAUGGCACGUAAAAAUGCUCCAUGCAUUUUAUUUAUUGAUGAAAUCGAUGCUGUUGGACGUAAACGUGGUGGCCGUAGUAUAGGUGGUCAUAGUGAACAGGAAAACACAUUAAAUCAAUUAUUAGUCGAAAUGGAUGGUUUCAAUACGGCUUCAAACGUUGUUGUGUUAGCCGCUACUAAUCGUGUAGAUAUCCUUGAUAAAGCAUUGCUAAGGCCUGGUCGUUUUGAUCGACAAAUAUUUGUUCCACCACCAGAUAUCAAAGGUCGAGCUUCAAUUUUCAAAGUUCAUCUAAAACCAUUGAAAACUGAUCUGGAUAAAUCGGAAAUUGCUCGUAAAUUAGCUGCAUUGACACCUGGAUUCACUGGUGCCGAUAUUGCUAAUGUAUGCAAUGAAGCUGCUUUAAUAGCAGCUCGUGAUCUGAGUCAAUCUAUUACAUUCAAAAAUUUUGAAGCCGCAAUUGAACGUGUGGUGGCUGGAUUGGAAAAGAAAACAAAAGUAUUGCAACCAGAAGAGAAAAAAACCGUCGCCUAUCAUGAAGCUGGCCAUGCUGUUUGUGGUUGGUUUUUGGAACAUGCUGAUCCAUUACUCAAAGUAUCCAUCAUACCUCGUGGCAUGGGAUUGGGUUAUGCUCAAUAUUUGCCGAAAGAGCAAUAUCUUUAUACAAAAGAACAAUUAUUGGAUCGAAUGUGUAUGACAUUAGGUGGAAGAGCUUCAGAGCAGAUAUUUUUCAAUCGUAUCACAUCGGGUGCCCAAGAUGAUCUGCAAAAAGUAACGAAAAUUGCCUAUUCACAAAUCGUCCAACUUGGUAUGAGCGAAAAAGUCGGAAAUCUUUCAUUCGAUAUGCCUGACAAAGGUGAAUUAGUCAUUGAUAAGCCAUAUAGCGAAGAAACUGCUCAGAUGAUCGAUCAAGAAGUUAGAGAUUUAGUCAGCAAAGCAUAUCAACGUACAAUCGAUUUAUUAACACAACAUAAAUCUAACGUAGAAAAGGUAGCAAAACGUUUGCUUGAAAAAGAAAUUCUUGAUCGUGAAGAUAUGAUUGAACUUUUGGGUAAACGUCCAUUCAAAGAAAAAUCUACAUAUGAAGAUUUCGUCGAAGGAACAGGCAGUCUUGAAGAAGAUACAACUUUGCCAAAAGGCCUGCAGGAUUGGAAUCAAGAGGAAACAGCAAAAGAAAAACAACCAGAAACAAAAUCAUAGAUUGUAAUAUUUUUUUUUUUAAUUUUAAAGAGCAAAUAUUAUGGAGAUGUAAUUUGUGAGUGAUAUUAAAGGUCAAAAAUUUAAAACGAA
Dermatophagoides pteronyssinus (European house dust mite) is the source of this 2434-nucleotide messenger RNA. It is a transcript of the gene Afg3l2, whose product is annotated as AFG3 like matrix AAA peptidase subunit 2. NCBI's taxonomy places the organism in Eukaryota, Metazoa, Arthropoda, Arachnida, Sarcoptiformes, Pyroglyphidae. Gene Ontology annotation, cellular component: membrane; m-AAA complex. The record is from RefSeq and is a predicted model, not a curated record. Gene Ontology annotation, biological process: mitochondrial protein processing. Gene Ontology annotation, molecular function: ATP hydrolysis activity; ATP binding; zinc ion binding.